Molecule: messenger RNA, 1374 nt
Organism: Styela clava
Lineage: Eukaryota; Metazoa; Chordata; Ascidiacea; Stolidobranchia; Styelidae
Product: protein O-mannose kinase-like
Biological process (GO): carbohydrate phosphorylation; protein phosphorylation; protein O-linked glycosylation
Cellular component (GO): endoplasmic reticulum membrane
Molecular function (GO): ATP binding; protein kinase activity; carbohydrate kinase activity
Source: RefSeq, a predicted model, not a curated record
UGCUGUAAAAUUAUUUUAGAUGAGGCUCCAUAACAGGAACCAGGUCUUGUAUAAUAAAUUAUUGUUCGGGAUGUUUUUUAUUAUUUGUUUUACGUUUGUCGUAAAAUAUACAACGAAGAAAUACUACCGAUGUAGCAGGACAUUCACUAAAGAGAGAGGCAUGGAUGAGCGAUUAUUUACAGAGGUAGAAAUCAACGAUAAGUUAGCAAGGUAUGGCGAGGCACGAAAUGCUGAUUCUGGGAUAUUACAUCAUAAUGCAGAAGGAAAUCAAAAAAUUGAAAAAACAGGACUUAAAAAUGAGGGCAAUAAAUUGAAAAACGAUAAAUUUUCCAAAAGUUUUAAAAUCGAUGCAAAAAAUUUACAAAAUGUAACAGAAAUACCCGACGACCUAAAACCAGUUUUAUCGAAGCUUUUGCGACGAAGUUUCGAGACAGAAUCGACAAUUCCGUGCGAGUAUGGAUACUUUAGAAUGGAUGGAAUGGAAAAAUGUCAGCCAUGGCUUGAUUGCGAAGAAAUUAAAGAUAAAAAUAUCCUGAAAGAAGGAAAUGUUUUGGGAGGCGGGAUUGGAAAAAUAGCUCAUUCUGGACUCCUAUAUGGCAAGUAUGUACUUGCGAUUGUCAAAAACAGGAAUCUACCUAAGCAAACUGAUAGAGUGAUGAAAGGAAACCGGAAUCUACUGAUGCUUCAGCCAUCUCCAUACGCUUUGCAGGUUAUAGGUUACUGUGAGGAGCCGCCCAACUCAACAAUAUUAACGGAAUCUUGUGAAAAAUGUAUGGAUUUGGCUAAGCUACACAGAAGGAAUAAUCACUCGUACAGGGGCUUCAGUGAUCGACAAAGAUUUGAAUGGGCAACGAAAAUCGUUGGAGCGUUCGAUUAUUUACACCAUGGACUGGGGUUACCAAGGGUGCACUGUGACCUCCACACUCGGACAGAGGCAAUGACGCAAUUCAUCGUUACCAAAGACUUGUCUGUAUUCAUGAGUGAUGUGGAUGAGCUACCACAGGUGGACAAGGAGAAUGGGGUUUUCCCUACAUGCAAAGAGGAACUCAAUGGGAUAAUGAAGAAACCUUAUUUCAUCGCACCCGAGCAGAGAUACACACUUGAGGAAUAUAAGAAAUAUAAAUCAAGAAAGCCAGUCGAUGAAAAAUCUGAUAUUUGGAAGAUUCCUGACAUUACAAGAAAAUUAAUAGAAAGAUCAAAAAUGGAAAAAUUUUUAAUGAAAAAAUUAGAAAUUAUUCAUCAAAAAUGUAAAAAUUUGGACCCAAAGUUAAGGCCGACAGCAAGAGAUGUUUUUAUUGAAUAUUUGAAAGUUUUGAAAGAAUUUCAAACAUGACAAAAUCUCUGUAUAACAAAUAAAAAAGUUAGCAAAGCCCG